This is a messenger RNA of Diaporthe amygdali, 1764 nucleotides long. RefSeq lists its product as uncharacterized. NCBI's taxonomy places the organism in Eukaryota, Fungi, Ascomycota, Sordariomycetes, Diaporthales, Diaporthaceae. Bases 1 to 1764 code for a protein of 587 amino acids. The record is from RefSeq and is a predicted model, not a curated record. The transcript is spliced from 2 exons.
AUGUUCCUGCCACUGCAGUUGCUUUUGGCCUUCCAGGCUCGCGCGCACAUUGUUCCUCCCACUUCUGCAAACACAUCUCCUGUUGGCAUUGUCUCUAAAGACAUCGCAGGCGCCGAUGCGCUCGACGAAGUUGUGGCUGCCAUGGGUGGUGUGGAAGCCUUGAAUAAGAUCGACUCCUUCACCUACCACGCAAAUGAUAUUUACCGAAGCGCAACUUUGACUCAGACAUACAAUCUUUACUCGUUGGAUCAGUCCGUUGCCUCUGCAGGCUCCCAAAUUAUAUCAUUUGAGGGCAAUGGCACAAUGCUCAAGUCGCGCAUCGAUCGCGCAUACAUAUACAACGAGUAUUGGACCUGGGCAUUUCCUGAUCUACAACCAGGAGUGAACAUGUCGCUCAUUGUGCGUGACGAUGCCGACCAGUACGCCUGCUUUGUUCAGGGCCAGAACAACUUCUUUUCACCGAAUCUUACAUUCGCCCAAGGUUAUGCUGACGCAUACCUGACCGACUACCUCAUCCACCAGACUCAUCAAUUUGCGAUACCGUGGAUGGUACAAAGAUUCAUGUCUGAUAAAGCAAAAGUUCAAGCAUACGAAGUUUGGGAUCCCUACAGCUCCGCCAUGUACAUCGCCAUUACGCAUGGCCAGCUCAACCUUACCAUCCUCGUCGAUAAUACGACGAACCUACCACACGCUAUCAGAUCGACCGAGGACCAUCAAAUUUACGGCCCGUCGACGAGCGACCUGGUCCUCACGGGAUAUUCAAACGUAUCUAUCGGCGAUGACGCGUACUUUGCUCUCCCCCAUCGCUUGCAGACCAUCUACAACUCUCGAUACGUCCUUGAGGAUAUCCUUGUAGACACCAUCACAAUUAAUGAUCGAUAUCCGGACUCAUUUUUUGAUGGUCGUGCACCACUUCCCAACCCGGAGGACCAAUCUCAGAGCGGAGGUAUGACACCAGCCAAGCCUAUACAGAGCCCUGAGUAUCCUCGUUCGGAAGUCCACGAGUUCUUCGAGACUGGUCUCUGGGGUGGACCAUUUGGCGAUUUUUUCAAUGCCACCGAUGUUGUCGUAGAGUAUCCGGACCCUACAUUCACAAAGAUUAUGUACAUCUAUGUGGGCUUUCCGGACUAUGUUCAGCUCCUCGUUGAGCAUACCGAUGGGUUCAUCAUUACGGACGCCCCAGCUCAUAGAUCGACGAUCAUUCUGGAGUGGUUGCAACAGUUCAGACCGGAUAAAAUCAUUACGCACGUCGUUCCGAGUCAUCAUCAUCGCGACCAUGCCGGUGGUGUCGGCGAUUAUGUCGGGGCUGGCGCGACGCUGGUCGUACCAAAGGUCGCGAAGGACUUCUACAACCAGACUGGUCAGCAACUUAAGAUAGCACUUUACGAUGCCGAAAACCCAUUCGUGCUUCGUGACGAUGAAGUGGAAUUCCGUUCUUUCUGGAAGGAAAACAAUCCGCACGCGGAGGACUGGUCUUUCGCUGUUGCAACAAGAGCGCAGCCAAAAGACGGCGACGUGUUCGCCCUCUUCAACGCCGACGUUGUAAAUCCAGGAACAGAAGCCCUGCGAUGGGAUACUGGGUCAGCAAGGGAUUUCUUGAUCGAGGCUGUUCGCGCAAACGUUCCUCGGUCAGCCAUUCUCGUGGGCGCCCACGGUUCCACCAACAAUGCCACAAGCACUUGUCAGGCGCUCGUUGAAAUAGCUCGGAUUGUGGGCUUUGAUUAUCCAUCUUUGAAUUCAGCAGACUGGGUGAGAGCACAAUGA